UGGGACGUGAUGCUGUGCGUGUCCGGCACCGCCAUCGCCUGCGAGAACGCGCUGGUGGUGGCCAUCAUCUGCUACUCGCCCGCCCUGCGCACCCCCAUGUUCGUGUUGGUGGGCAGCCUGGCCACGGCCGACCUCCUGGCCGGGCUCGGUCUCAUCCUCAACUUCGUUUUCCAGUACGUGAUCCGCUCCGAGACAGUCAGCCUGCUCACGGUGGGCUUCCUCGUCGCCUCCUUCGCCGCCUCGGUGAGUAGCCUGCUGGCCAUCACGGUUGAUCGCUACCUCUCCCUUUACAACGCCCUCACCUACUACUCGGAGAGGACGGUGCUCUGCAUCCACACCAUGCUGGCGGGGGCCAAAAAGCUCUGCCUGGGGCUGCUGCCCGUCCUGGGCUGGAACUGCCUCCGCGACCGCACCGCCUGCAGCGUCGUCAGGCCCUUGACCAAGAGCAACGUGACGCUGCUGUCCACCUCUUUCUUUCUCAUCUUCCUCAUCAUGCUCCAUCUCUACAUCGAGAUCUGCAAGAUCAUUUGCAGGCAUGCCCACCAGAUUGCCCUCCAGCAGCACUUUCUGACUGCUUCACACUAUGUUGCCACCAAAAAGGGAGUCUCGACCCUCGCUAUAAUCCUUGGGACUUUUGGGGCCAGCUGGCUGCCUUUUGCCAUCUACUGUGUAGUGGGGGACCCCGAGUACCCUUCCGUCUACACAUAUGCCACGCUUCUACCCGCUACUUACAACUCCAUGAUCAACCCCAUCAUUUACGCCUACAGGAACCAGGAGAUCCAGAGGUCCAUGUGGAUGCUCUUCUGCGGCUGCUUUCAGUUUAAAGUGUCCUUUCGCUCCCGGUCCCCCAGCGAUGUCUGA
Pterocles gutturalis (yellow-throated sandgrouse) is the source of this 861-nucleotide messenger RNA. RefSeq names its product G-protein coupled receptor 6-like. The record is from RefSeq and is a predicted model, not a curated record. Gene Ontology annotation, molecular function: sphingosine-1-phosphate receptor activity. Lineage: Eukaryota; Metazoa; Chordata; Aves; Pterocliformes; Pteroclidae. Gene Ontology annotation, biological process: G protein-coupled receptor signaling pathway. Gene Ontology annotation, cellular component: membrane.